This is a messenger RNA of Coregonus sp. 'balchen', 820 nucleotides long. The record is from the annotation of a GenBank genome assembly. Lineage: Eukaryota; Metazoa; Chordata; Actinopteri; Salmoniformes; Salmonidae.
AUGUCUGUUGUCUUUGUACCGAAAAGACAAAGAGGAAAAGCUCAGAUCAACCAAGAAACCAUCCAAAGAGUAAGUAAUGUUAGCUAUCCACCAGUUUGGUUAUGGUAAUCCUAUGUAGCAUUUUUAGCUAGCUAGAAUGUUAGCUUGCGUUCUCGAAUGUUUACAACUUUGUCUAGCUCGCUAUGUUUAUGGCUAAGCUAAUUAGCUAGCUGUACAGCUGGUUUGCUAUUUGGCCUACAUAUUAUCAUAUGUGGUAGCUUCGGUAAACAAGUUGCCAGCUGUGUGAACAGUUUUCAUAUUUUCCAACUUUCAGUUGCUGGACGAAAAUGACCAGCUGGUAAGGUGCAUCACAGAGUACAUGCAAAAAGGACGAGCAACGGAAUGUGUACAGUAAGUUCAACUUCAUAUCUUUUUGUAAUUUCCCCAGGGCAGGUGAUGUCAACCCUUCUCCUGGAACUAUUGGUUUUGCAGGGUUUUAAACCAGCUCUAUACGAACACACCUGAUUCAGCUAAUCAAAUGGCUACCCGGACUUUUUGUCUAUGCAUAGUCACUUUACCGCUACCUACAUGUACAUAUUAUCUAAAAUACCUCGACUAACCUGUACCCCCGCACAUUGACUCGGUACCCCCUGUAUAUAUAGCCACGUUGUUUUAUUGUGUAACUUUUUAAACUUUAACUAUUUUUCUUAACUACAUUGUUGGUUAAGGGCUUGUAAGCAUUCGGCCCAUGUGACAAAUACAAUUUGAAGUACCUGAUGAAUAAUCAAUUAUGGUAGGGCUGGAACAAAAUCCUGCCGUAGUCACAGACAUGUUGUUUUAA